Sclerotinia trifoliorum is the source of this 2679-nucleotide messenger RNA. The record is from the annotation of a GenBank genome assembly. Lineage: Eukaryota; Fungi; Ascomycota; Leotiomycetes; Helotiales; Sclerotiniaceae.
GCGUCGGCAUAUCCGCACGAGAACAAUUGCGACGAAGGGGUUCAUUUUGAAAGAAAUACUAUAGCACAAUUGAGCAUUUGUCAUGCCCGAUCAUGAUGGUUUGAUGAGGAUUUUUUGGCCGAGGGAUAUACCGAGAAGUGAUUCACCCGGAGUCAUAGUUGGCUGGAGGAACUCUGGCCUUGAUAUAUUUGUGGUUGCGAUAUUGGAGGAUGUUGAUGUGAGCAGUAACAAGGCUACGAAACUAGGACCGACUGACAUAAAUUCAGGCGCGGAAUGUAGAAAAUGCAUUGAAAGUCGGAACCCUAUUCCGGAAUGCAAGUCAUCCUAUCGAAAGAAUAUAUGAAUUAUGCGGGCAAUCCUCACUGCAGGUAUUGGGCCUGGCAAAUUCCCCAAAAGCAGAUGUCGAUACUCUCCAAAUUCGCGCGACUACAGGAUCAGCCUACAAAUUACCCCAGAUUUCUUGUGCCCGUGCAUCAACAAAUCAAAUAGUCGUAUUUGAUCGACCUCAACCUAAUAGGAUGCAGUACAUUUCUUUAAAGCCAAUAUCAUUAGCAUUAGAUGACAAGGCUGAAAUGGCGUUUCAUGCGCCUGGCAGUGUUGAUGCUGAGGAAGAAAAAGAAGAAUUAAGACAGAGGAAGAGGACCCAAGAACUGGUGGAAAAGUUGAAGUAUCAUUCUGUGGUUAAACAUCCGCCAUCGCAGAAAGAACUUGCCUUACCAAGAAUAGUCAAUCAAAUCAAUUGUGCUUGGGAGGUCCAUCAACUAUUACAGAAAAACAUCUCGCUUGUUGGAGCUCGGUCAAGGAGAAGUCUGAGCGUAUCUGAAAGGGUAGUGGAGUCAGCAACCACAAUGCGUGACUUCAUUCUUUUGGCAAUAUGGCAAUUGAUCACUCUCUACAUAUAUCCCAUCCUCAGACGUGGAUUUGUCAUUGGUCUUAUAUGCCAUAGAUUUGCAGCUGAAGCUUUACUGUUGGUUCUAGAAUGGAGAGCUAAGCCAGAUUAUGCAGCUUUGAAAGAUAUCUCCGCAACUGCACAACAGGUUGAAAUUCGCUUACAACAGUUCUGUUACUGGCCCAUGCAAUAUGUUACACUUCGGAGGAGUAAGAGAGAUUGGGCCAGUGUAACGACAAGCCACCCGGAGUAUAUAAGGUUUUACAAUAGCCUUUGGCUCGUUGCCAAUGAUGUAAUAAUUGGAAUUGCAUUGGGAUCCUAUAUCAUUGAUAAUUCCGCCUGGGUUGCAGAAACCAUCAGUGACAUCCUAAGCACUUAUUCAAUAGCUGCACUACGAAGAACGAUAAAAUGGUUGAUGGACUGGCCGGCUGGAUUAAAACUCAACACUGAACUGGCUGCUUUCUUGGGUGAUUUGUUCUUAUGGGUCAUUGAUCAUUGGUCAAGUAUGAUUAUUCCCUACUCCAAUAAGCUAUGCAUCAAUUAACUGUUAUAGGCUGUAUUGAAACUUUACAUCCAGUAUUGCCUCAUGUUAUUUGGGUUGUUGGUUUUUCCAGUUUUGCUGGAGCCAGCAUGCCAAUCGCCUUGUUUUCCGACCUGCUCACGAUCCUAACACUUCACAUCUACUCUUUUUAUAUGGCUUCUGCACGUAUAUUCAAUUGGCAGUAUACAAUCCUCCUCUCUUUAUUCCAACUGUUCCGUGGCAAGAAGCAUAAUGUUCUUCGAAAACGUAUCGAUUCUUGCGAUUAUGAUCUCGACCAAUUAUUACUUGGCACGAUUUUAUUUACUCUAUUGUUCUUCCUCUUACCUACAGUACUUGUCUUCUACUUAGCAUUUGCAUGUGCACGUAUGGCUAUUAUCUCGUUGAAAGCUGUUUUAGACGCUUUACUUGCAUGCUUAAAUCAUUUUCCACUUUUUGCCUUAAUGUUACGGAUAAAAGAUUCGCAAAGAUUACCAGGUUUGUUCUCACCGGAAGACAUUGUCGAACUACAUUAUACUGACAUAAAAAGGUGGUAUACGAUUUGAACUUCGAGAUGCUCAACAACUAGCAAGUCAAAUACCUAGUACUCCAUCUCCUCCACCAACAUCUUAUAUAUAUCUCAAAGUAUGAUUCUCCUCACAUUCAUCUAUAUUCGCACUCUAACAUAAAAUUUACAGUCCGUCCCUCUCACUUUCCGCGCCAUGUUUCAUCAAUAUUUCCAACUCGGUCAUCGUAUCCGGAAACACUAUGCCUCACCUCGUGUUCUCCUUUGUCUAGCAACUGGUAAAUUCGUUCCACCCAUUCAUCGCAAAAAUCUUUAUUCUCUUCAAUACAGUAUGUUGCCAGCGCGUAGAACGGGGAUUAUGUAUAUGUGGUAUGCGUUAACGGCGAACACGGAUGAAGGAAAGGAGAAGGACAAGAGGAGAGGUAGUGCUGGGUGGUUGAAUGGUGGGGUUGCUGGUUUGGCUAUGGGUAAUGGAAAUUUGAGGAGGGGAAAUGGGUAUAUGGCUAGAAGGGGUGGGCAUUAGGAAGGAUGGGGAUGGGGAUGGGGAUAAAUGUAAGGAUGAGGAAUGACGGAAACGAAAGAUUAUGUUUUGUAUAUAUGAUUUGGUUUGAUGGAUGGAUGGACCACACAGGACGAGAUGAGAUAAUUAAAUGGUAUAUGAGGGUUGGGUGGUUGGGGUUGGGUGUGACAGGUUUUGUAUGUACUGUAUGUAGAUACUGAUUACUUAAUGAUAAUAUUUCAAGAACC